AUCGGCGGUCGUUCUCGUUGACCUUACGAACCGAGAUAAAUAAAGUUAUUUUUUAACAGUUCUUCAGCGAGAUAACUCGCUCAAAAGUUGCGGCCCAGACAUAUCUACUGUUCAGUGAAAAUGCCUAGCGUUGUAACUGUUAACACCACCCCUUUCGAGGGGCAAAAGCCGGGUACAAGUGGUUUACGUAAAAAAGUAAAAGUUUUUCUGCAAGAAAACUACACGGAAAACUUUAUCCAGAGUAUUUUGGAUGCUAACAAAGAUAGUAUCGUGGGUUCCACACUCGUGGUGGGCGGAGAUGGAAGAUACCUUGUUAAAGAAGUCGUGGAUAAAAUUAUAAAGAUCAGCGCUGGAAACGGGGUUGGAAAACUAUUAGUGGGCCAGAACGGCAUCCUUUCCACACCAGCAGUGUCUUGCAUCAUCAGGAAAUACAAUACCCUUGGAGGCAUAGUCCUAACCGCGUCCCACAACCCCGGUGGCAUCAACAAUGACUUCGGCAUUAAGUUCAACUGCAGCAACGGAGGCCCAGCCCCUGAUAACACCACAAAUGAGAUCUACGCGCUUACUACCACCAUUAAGGAGUACAAGACUGUCCCGGAGCUCAACUGCCCUGUGGACAAGAUUGGCGUUUUUAACUUUACCGUGGACAGCAGACCCUUUGUGGUAGAGGUCAUUGACUCCGUGCAAGACUACGUGAGUUACAUGAAGGAGAUAUUUGACUUCCCGAAGAUAAAGGUGUUCAUUCAGGGCUCGGAAAAGAGGAAACCAUUCAACGUUCUCAUUGAUUCUAUGAGUGGAGUAACUGGCCCCUACGUGCAAGCCAUUUUCGUGGACGAACUAGGAGCGUCAGUCAACAACGUCCGCCGAGUCACCCCACUGGAAGAUUUCGGAGGCGCCCACCCUGACCCCAACCUGACUUAUGCCGCUGAUUUGGUAGCCGCGGUCAAAGGAGGAGACUAUGAUUUGGGAGCCGCUUUUGAUGGUGAUGGCGACCGCAACAUGAUAAUAGGGCGUGACGCACUUUUCGUGACUCCAUCUGACUCCUUGGCUGUAUUGGCUGCUCACGCCGCUCUCAUCCCUUACUUCCAACGUAACGGAGUCAAGGGCUUCGCUCGCUCCAUGCCUACCGCGGCCGCUGUGGAUCGCGUCGCUAAAGAUUUGGGGAAGGAGAUCUUCGAAGUGCCUACUGGUUGGAAGUACUUCGGCAACCUAAUGGACGCUGGUCGCCUCUCCCUCUGCGGAGAAGAAAGUUUCGGCACCGGCUCCGACCACGUGCGAGAAAAGGACGGCCUGUGGGCCGCUCUCGCUUGGCUCUCUGUCAUCGCGGGCACCGACAAGUCUGUAGAGGAGAUACUGAAGGAACACUGGGCGAAGUAUGGAAGGAACUAUUUCACUAGAUACGACUACGAAGAAUGCGCCAGUGACCCGUGCAACGAAAUGAUGACCGCCCUCGAGCAACGCAUGACCGCGCCCGGCUUCGUCGGCUCCCCGCACACGUCGGGCUCCAAGACCUAUGUCGUCAAAGUGGCCGACAACUUCUCCUACAUGGACCCUAUUGACCGCAGCGUCGCUAUGAAACAGGGUCUGAGGAUUAUCUUCGAAGAUGGCUCUCGGAUCGUGCUGCGCCUGAGUGGAACCGGCAGUUCUGGAGCUACCGUCAGACUGUACAUCGACUCGUACGAAGCGUCGGACGUGCUAGGCGACGCGCAAGUAAUGCUGCGGCCGCUCAUCGACGUCGCGCUGCAAAUCUCGCAGCUGCAGAAAUACACUGGUCGCGACGCGCCCACCGUCAUCACAUAAACCACUGAUUGCACACGGUGGGACAACUCGCAAGCGAGUUACAUUGCGGGCUUGAUUAAACAUAACAAAACAUAGUAAGGUACAGCGGGUCAAAUC
This is a messenger RNA of Leguminivora glycinivorella, 1896 nucleotides long. RefSeq names its product phosphoglucomutase (gene Pgm1). Gene Ontology annotation, molecular function: phosphoglucomutase activity; magnesium ion binding. Bases 121 to 1800 code for a protein of 559 amino acids. Lineage: Eukaryota; Metazoa; Arthropoda; Insecta; Lepidoptera; Tortricidae. Gene Ontology annotation, biological process: carbohydrate metabolic process. The record is from RefSeq and is a predicted model, not a curated record. The transcript has 11 exons. Gene Ontology annotation, cellular component: cytosol.